CACAAUUCUAAUUGCCGUCCAUCAAAUCGCAUUAUCAUCUUUCAUAUUAAUAAUAUUACUAGUUGGUAUAUCCCAUGUCGGGGAAAUGUUGUCGAUGUUGCACAACGACAUGGAAGAUGAUGCCGACAGGCGCGGAUUAUAUGAAAUGGCUUACGGCGAUCAUAUUAGUUACCACAACGGAGAAGUUAUAACUACAAAUAAUCAGCGUAGAUUUGCAAAAGCACGACAUCUGGCAUCAGUGACCGUGAUAUUCCUUUAUACAAGCACGAUGCUGACAUCGAUUUACCUGAUGUGUUGUAUCUCGUUGCUUCACGGCGCAGUCAAGUACAAACGCGAAUAUGUACUACCUUGGAUCAUGGCCGCAUGCAUCGGAGUAGUCCUGCUCAUUGUGGCCAUAAUCGUUGGGGAUGGUUACCCGUGUGUUGUUAAUCUAUUUGGAGGGCAUAAUCUCUAUCAUUUUGGCUGUGCACUAUUCGUGUUAACUUUUAUCUACGCUAUAUGUGCUGUGAGCAGUUUCGCCUUAGAGACCGGUAGUGGUCGAUGUGGUCGUAAUGUUCGAGCUGCCAGCGACGAGAGAGGCGAGCGCCUACUCCUUCUGGACCAUGCUGCACACUCCAGCUUGUUAUCCGCUGCACAACUCAACAAACUAAAUAGUGGAACUCGAACACAUUUCGUCUAGAAGUCUCCACUAUUUACCUUAUAAUCCAUAUGGCUGCUACAUACUUAAUACUUAGCUAAUAGUCACGCACUCUGCUAUUCGCAAAGUUAGAACGUAACGACACGUAAACUGUUAACUCGAUAAUAGGUGUUAAUUACUACAGUAGUUUGUAAAGCUUUUUAAGACUUCAGAAGGCAGAAAGUUAAUCAUUCAUCGUAUUAUAUACCCCACCCUACACAUAUGCACCAAAUUGUGCUGCGUGCUAGAACAUAGUUUCUAAACCUCCUUCAAAAUGUAUGCUACACCUUUACAAUCGAAUCCGCUAGGAAAUUAGUUAAUUAUUACUCAAAUGAAGUACCUAU
Spodoptera exigua (beet armyworm) is the source of this 1020-nucleotide messenger RNA. The record is from the annotation of a GenBank genome assembly. Lineage: Eukaryota; Metazoa; Arthropoda; Insecta; Lepidoptera; Noctuidae.